This is a messenger RNA of Sphaeramia orbicularis (orbiculate cardinalfish), 918 nucleotides long. Its product is annotated as odorant receptor 131-2-like. The record is from RefSeq and is a predicted model, not a curated record. The transcript is spliced from 2 exons. Bases 1 to 918 code for a protein of 305 amino acids. Gene Ontology annotation, cellular component: membrane. Lineage: Eukaryota; Metazoa; Chordata; Actinopteri; Kurtiformes; Apogonidae. Gene Ontology annotation, biological process: G protein-coupled receptor signaling pathway; detection of chemical stimulus involved in sensory perception of smell. Gene Ontology annotation, molecular function: odorant binding; olfactory receptor activity; G protein-coupled receptor activity.
AUGAAUGUGUCAUCAAGUAAUGUGACUGUGGUUAUACAGUAUCGAGACUCCUUCAGUAAAGCUGUGACAAAGAAUGUGAUUGUUGUCGUUCUCGGGAUCUCCAUCAACUACAUCAAUGCAAGCCUUAUUCGAACCUUCCGAAAACACCAGGUCUUCUACACGAAUCCUCGGUACAUCCUGUUUUGUCACCUGGUGGUCAACGACAUGAUCCAAGUGACACUGACCGUCAUGUUGUUCCUCCUCAGCUACAUCCUUUAUAAAAUAAAUGUAUCUCUCUGCUGUUUAUUCAUUCUGCUCGCACUGUUCACCACUGAAAACACCCCACUGAACCUGGCUUGCAUGGCAGUAGAGUGCUACAUCGCCAUUUGCAUCCCCCUUCGCCAUACACAGAUCUGCACCGUCAGGAGAACCUUACAGCUGAUCGGGUUGAUCUGGCUGACUAGCAUGCUUUCUGUGCUUCCUGAUCUCUUCAUCAGCUUGGCCACAGAGUCACGUGAAUUCUUUGCUUCCCAAGUGUUCUGCCUUAGAGAAACUGCUUUCAGGAAUCCACACAUUAUCAAGAAAAGGAAUGUUACCUAUAUUGUGUAUCUUGUUUUAGUUUGGCUUGUCAUUUUUUUCACUUACUUUAAAAUCCUAUUUACAGCAAAAACAGCAAGCAAAGAUACCAGGAAAGCCAGAAACACUAUAAUCCUCCAUGGGUUUCAGCUGUUGUUGUGCAUGGCAACAUAUGCAGUACACUUGCUAAAAACUGCUUUGAUGGAAUGGUUCCCAAAGAAUUAUCCAGACUCCCUUUUUGCAUGCUAUAUUAUUAUACAAAUGCUGCCUCGAUCCAUAAGUCCACUUAUUUACGGUGUUCGAGACAGCACUUUUAGGAAGUACCUCAGUAGACACAUGCUCUGUCAAGUGAGUCCACAAUAG